Camellia sinensis is the source of this 1741-nucleotide messenger RNA. RefSeq names its product NPL4-like protein B. Gene Ontology annotation, biological process: ubiquitin-dependent protein catabolic process. The record is from RefSeq and is a predicted model, not a curated record. Gene Ontology annotation, molecular function: ubiquitin binding; ubiquitin protein ligase binding. Gene Ontology annotation, cellular component: nucleus. Lineage: Eukaryota; Viridiplantae; Streptophyta; Magnoliopsida; Ericales; Theaceae.
GUAUUCAUUCUUCUUCUUCUUCUUCUUCUUCUUCUUCUUGCUCCCCAAGUGAUUCCAGAAAAUUACUUAUACUCCAACUACUCUCUCUCCCUCUAUCAAUACCCAUAUCUAUCAAUUUCUCUAACCAUUGCUAGGUCAUUCACAAGAUGAUGAUCAGAAUUCGAAGCAGAGAUGGGUCAGAGCGAGUCUCAAUCGACAACCCACUCAUCACAAUUGCCCAACUCAAAACCCUAAUCGAAUCCCAACUCAGAGUCCCCACUCUCAAUCAAACCCUAUCCACCAACCAGAACCUCUUGCUCGCCAAAACCCUAGACGAAAUCGCUCGAUUCACCGACAUGUCCAACCCUCAAACCCCAAUCUCCACUCUCGGAAUCACCCACGGCUCCAUGAUCUACCUCGCUUACGAAGGCGAGCGAACCGUUUCCGGUCCCAAUUUCAACCCGGCCGGUUCGUUCGGCCGGAAGAUGACCAUGGAUGACCUGAUCGCCAAGCAAAUGAGGGUGACUCGCCAAGAAAACCCUCAUUGCGAGCUUGUCUCGUUCGAUCGCGACGCUGCGAACGCGUUCCAGAACUACGUCAAUGAAUCGCUCGCUUUUGCAGUCAAGCGCGGCGGAGUUAUGUACGGCACGGUGUCGUCGGAGGGGAAGGUGGAAGUCGAUUUCAUAUACGAGCCGCCGCAGCAGGGCACGGAGGAGAAUUUGAUAAUUUUGAGAGAUCCUGAUGAGGAGAAACUUGUGGAGGCGAUUGCUAUGGGGUUGGGGAUGAGGAAAGUAGGAUUUAUAUUUACUCAGACGAUCAGUCAGAACAAGAAGGAUUAUACCCUGUCGAAUGCGGAGAUUUUGCAGGCGGUGGAGAUGCACGGGGAAGGGGAUUUGAAGGAGUGGGUGACGGCGGUGGUGAAAUUGGAGGUGAAUGAGGAUGGUGGUGCUGAUGUGCAUUUCGAGGCUUUUCAGAUGAGUGAUAUGUGUAUUAGGUUGUUUAAGGAAGGGUGGUUCGAGACGGAGAUUGGGGAAGAUGAUGAUCCAAAGUUGUCGAAGAUGAAGAAAGAAGUGGUUGUUGGAGGGAAGGAUACUAAGGAAGUUGAUAACGACUUUUUCUUGGUGGUAGUUAAGAUUUUCGAUCACCAGGGCCCACUUUCAUCAACAUUUCCCAUUGAGAACAGGAAUACAGCAGUGACAAUGAAAGCCCUGAAGAAUCAUCUGGACCGAACAAGGAGCCUUCCAUUUGUGAAGCGAAUUUCUGAUUUUCAUCUGCUGCUCUUGCUGGCCAGGUUUUUAGAUGUUAGCGCUGAUGUUCCUGCAUUGGCACAGUGUGUACAGACACAGAUUGCUGUGCCAGAAGGUUACCAACUCCUAAUUGAGUCCAUGGCCAGUGCUUCUUGAUGCUGUUUGUAAUUCCUUUAGGCAAACUGAUACACCUCAUCAAGCCUUUUGGAUGGUUUCAACCAUGUGUUAAUGCUUGAGCUCAAGAUGUCCGGUGGAGCAUUCUCAAUCACAUUUGGACAAUCUGCAUGGCCCUCCAAAUUUGGCUCUUUGUUUUGGCUGUAACUUAAAUCUAAGCAUUAUAUUGCUUCAAUUUGUCUGGAUAUUUUGUGUUUUCAAAGACACGGCCUGUGUAUUUAUUAGUACAGGACAUGGGUUAGUCGUUGAUCAAGCUGGAGUCAGAAUUUAGGACCAUGGUUAUAUAAUCUUCUUAUAAACAUUUUCUGUUAUGAAUGAAAGUCGUUUUAUGUUGGAAGCAU